AUGGCAGAUCGGUUAACCCGUAUAGCAAUAGUGAGCUCCGACAGAUGCAAGCCUAAGAAGUGCCGCCAGGAAUGCAAGAAGAGCUGUCCUGUCGUCAAGACUGGUAAACUAUGUAUCGAGGUUACCCCUGCAUCCAAGAUUGCUUUUAUCUCAGAAGAAUUGUGCAUUGGGUGUGGUAUCUGUGUUAAGAAAUGCCCAUUUGAAGCAAUCCAAAUUAUCAACUUGCCAAAGGAUUUAGACAAAGAUACAACACAUCGUUAUGGGCCUAACACUUUCAAACUACACAGGUUACCAGUCCCAAGGCCAGGGCAAGUACUUGGUUUGGUUGGAACUAAUGGCAUUGGGAAGUCAACUGCCCUAAAAGUUUUGGCUGGAAAGUUGAAACCAAAUUUAGGUCGUUUCAAUAAUCCUCCGGAUUGGCAGGAAAUUUUGACCUACUUUCGAGGAUCUGAGUUGCAGAAUUAUUUUACCCGUAUCCUGGAAGACAAUUUGAAGGCCAUUAUAAAGCCCCAGUAUGUUGAUCACAUUCCAAAAGCAGUUCAAGGAAAUGUUGGGGAGGUGCUCAACCAGAAAGAUGAAAGGGAUAUGAAGGAAGAACUGUGUGCUGAUCUUGAGCUGAACCAGGUUAUAGAUCGUAAUGUAGGGGAUUUAUCAGGUGGGGAGCUUCAAAGAUUUGCCAUUGCUGUCGUUGCCAUACAGAAUGCAGAGAUAUAUAUGUUUGACGAACCUUCAAGUUAUCUUGAUGUGAAACAGAGGCUUAAAGCAGCCCAAGUUGUCCGAUCUUUGCUCAGGCCUAAUAGCUAUGUAAUUGUUGUGGAGCAUGAUCUUAGUGUCUUGGAUUACUUAUCAGACUUCAUUUGCUGUUUAUACGGGAAACCGGGUGCAUAUGGAGUUGUAACUCUUCCUUUCUCAGUUAGAGAAGGAAUUAACAUCUUCUUGGCCGGAUUUGUUCCUACAGAAAAUCUUAGGUUCCGGGAUGAAUCUCUGACCUUUAAGGUUGCUGAGACUCCACAGGAAAGUGCUGAGGAAAUUGAGACAUAUGCACGAUAUAAAUACCCAUCUAUGACUAAAACUCAGGGAAACUUUAGGCUUCGUGUUGUUGAGGGAGAAUUUACGGAUUCUCAAAUUAUUGUUAUGCUGGGUGAGAAUGGAACAGGGAAGACAACAUUUAUCCGUAUGCUGGCUGGUCUAUUGAAACCUGAUAUUGUAGAAGAUUCCAAUGUGGAGAUACCUGAAUUCAAUGUUUCUUACAAACCCCAGAAAAUCAGUCCAAAAUUUCAAUCCACUGUCAGACACUUGUUACAUUCAAAAAUUCGUGAUUCAUAUACCCAUCCCCAGUUCAUGUCAGAUGUGAUGAAGCCUCUUCUUAUUGAACAAUUGAUGGAUCAAGAAGUUGUGAAUCUCUCUGGUGGAGAGCUGCAAAGGGUUGCAUUAUGCUUAUGCCUCGGGAAGCCUGCAGAUAUCUAUCUUAUAGAUGAACCAAGUGCCUAUCUUGAUUCUGAGCAGCGUAUUGUUGCUUCAAAAGUCAUAAAGAGGUUUAUCCUACAUGCUAAGAAAACUGCAUUCGUGGUUGAACAUGACUUUAUUAUGGCUACCUACUUGGCAGAUAGAGUUAUUGUCUAUGAGGGGAAGCCAUCAAUUGAUUGUGUUGCAAAUUCUCCACAGUCAUUAUUGACUGGGAUGAAUCUAUUCUUAUCUCAUCUUGAUAUCACAUUUCGACGUGACCCCACUAACUACCGCCCAAGAAUCAACAAAUUGGAGUCAACGAAGGAUAGGGAACAAAAAGCUGCUGGAUCCUAUUAUUACUUGGAUGAUUGA
Prunus armeniaca (apricot) is the source of this 1818-nucleotide messenger RNA. The record is from the annotation of a GenBank genome assembly. Lineage: Eukaryota; Viridiplantae; Streptophyta; Magnoliopsida; Rosales; Rosaceae.